GGCUGGUCGGACAUCAUGGCUUUCCCCUCUCGCCCGAAAAGAGGGCCCCAAAUGAGCACGCACGGGCUGGCACCCAGGAGGCGAGGUACGUGGAUCUUCCCCCGCCCUCAUGCGUUCCUCGAAUCAAUCACUCUGAAUCUGGUGUGUGUGUGGAUGUGUGUGUAGAUGUCAGUAAGACCCCUCUGAAUGGACCCCGUGUGUUGGCGCUGUUUAGUGUAGAGGUGUCUGACAUUGCUGAGGGCGAAUCAGGUGAGCGGAUGGAAAGAGAAAGGAGUACCCACCGCCCACUUGCAGCUGCCCCGGCCGGCUUGCUUGUGUUCCAUCUGUGCGUGCAGUUGCCCUUGUGCUUGGCACUCGAGAACCCAUCGCCAUGAGUCCCCCGUCGCCGACUUGCCCGAGGUGGUCUCUGUCUGUGGUACUCCCUUCAGCAAGUAGGAAGCUUCGUGAAGGGGGGUACAGCCGCAGCGACUUCGUAGUGAGGUGCAACUACAGCUACGGCAUCAUCGGAGCCGACGGACAGCUCAAGCGCCGCGAAGAUGAAGAAAUGGGUGACGGCGAGGAGGAAUGGGGCGAAGAGAGCGAGGGAUGGGAGUGGCAAGUGGAGGGAGAGGGAGAGGAAGAGGAAGUGAUAGAGAUAGAGGAUGAAGAAGAAGAGCCGGCGGCUGAAGAGGGAGGAGGGCGGCGGCUGAUGGCGGACGACACGCCUCAUCUGGUCUUCUUCAAGGACACAUAUGGGAUGUGGGAGGACGAGACGGAUGGGGUGUCGCUGAGGCCAGCUGAGGGCUCCACACCGGUGAGUGAUGAGGCAACCACACACCAAUGAGGCAGAGAAGACACAACAACUGUGGUGCGCGUGUGUGUCGAUCAAUCAGGGGCCGUCCGAGUCGUUCGUCUUUGGGUCAUCCCCUCCUCCAGCGCUCUACGCCACUGUGCCGCCCGACCAGCCCCCCACCUUCCCGGACCGAGUGAAGAUCUGGCGACCCUCCAGUGCUUGGUCGGAUGGCACCCCUAACGUCAUCGAUUUCCGCGGCGCGAGCCAGCUGACGAGGCAGCUGGUUGUCCACAUCGCCUGCAAUGCCAUCAGUGAGGGGUCAGCCCGAGACCUCCUCCACCGAGGCGCCGAGGCCGACCAGAUCGUCAAGACCGACCGGUGCGGCCCCCUCGACGACAUGAGCCUGCCCCAGCUUGCCGCAGAGCACCUGGACGAGCCCGAGGCCGUCGGCGUGAUGCGCGUGCUGCUGGACGCUGGCGCCCCGAUCCUCCCACCAAACAGACGCAGCGACCACGACAGCGCACUUCACACGGCCGCGCUGGCCGGCAAGUGGGGUGUGCUGGACGUCAUGCUGGAGCCGCAGUACGGCAUCUCAGUUGCCGGACAGUGUUUGCUGGCGGCGGUGUGUCGCAGCGAGUCGGGCUCUGCCGACAAGCUGCGUGUGGUCAAGAUGCUCGGCGAGCGGGACGUGACAGUGCUGUCGGAGAAGGGCGACGACGGGUGGCGGCCCAUCCAUCACUUCAGUUCAAGGCCACUGAGCGAGGAGAAGCUGCAGGAGCAGCUCAUCGACUACUUGGCCGAGAAGCUGGGGACCGAUGUCGUCAACACGCCCGUCCAGCACCCUCCCCCACUUGGCCCAGGCAACAUCGGGACCAGGGACGGCAAGCGGCCCCUCUCCCUAGCUCAUCUGACGUACGGCACAUACCGGAGCUCAGCGGAUGCGACCAUUGAGCGUCUCUAUCGGUAUGGGGCGGCGCGGCACAUCAACACGCCCGACAGGCAGGGCAACACGGUCCUCAGGAAUGCGGCAUCGAACCGAGACUGCCCUAGCGAAGCCCUCGUCAGUCUGCUCGAACACGGCGCGUCUGUGGCGACUGCCGGGCUCACACAGCAGGGUGGCGGGAUCACACAGCAGGGUGGCGGGAUCACACAGCAGGGUAGACGAGCCAGGCUGCUCACGGCAUACUCGUCCUUCCUCAACGAGUCCAUCCCCCGCGGAGCCCUGCAGACCAUCAACGAGGCCCUCCGCCCAUCACGCAGCCUCAUGGCGUCCCUCAGCCAGCCCAUCCCCCUCCGCAGCCGCACCAUCGCCCUGCCGUCUGGCGUCCUGACGACCAUCAACGGCUAUCUCGCCCCCACCGACCAGACCGACAGCCCGCCCCCUCCCAUCACCAUCGGCGAUGAGCCCAUCGGCACACAAAUCAACCAAGCCGUGCGCCAGUACGUCACGGCCGCAGCGCGUGUGAUCUGCCAGCCGGUGCCGCAGCAGCAGGAGGGCAGCCAGGAGCGGCCGCAGAGGCACGGCAACGUUCGUGUGGUGGGGGGUGACGGCGUCGCUGCGCUGCGAUGCUUCGCCAUAGGCGGCGCCGCCCAGCCGCGGCAGCGCAUUGGUGUGUGCGAGAUCAUCGCACGGGCAGUGCGGCUGGAGGCGUCGCGAUACGACAUCGGCGUGACCCUCCGCCACAACAUCUUCGAUGACACCCACGUGCUGGGCGCAUUGGCGGUCGUGUAAGUAGCGAAAGACCGAUAGACCAGACAGGGUGGUGUCGGGCGAUCUUUCGGUAGGUAGAGGGACUGAUUGGGUUCGUUUGCCCGAAGGGUUCCUUCCUGGUGUGUGUAGAUACAUACGUUGCAUAUAUAUGUGUGUGGGUCUGACGUGUGUGCGCAUGUGAGCUCUGGAUGAGCCGAGUACCCACUGAGCGGAUGGAUAUGGCUGAGCGCUCUGCGGGCGCGAAACAAGGAGGGUCGUUUAAGUGCAUGCGUGGCACUGCAUAGAUGGGGUGGGUGGCGCUUUCAUUGGCAGGCAGGCAGGCUUGUUUUGUUCGGUGGGAUGUGUGUCUGCGGGUGGGAGGCGAGAGAGAGUGAAGGCAUGCGUUUUGUUGUGUACUCGGUGUCUGUGUGUGUGUCUGACGACAUGCCGUCAGGAAAGCCUUUUGUGUGCAUGUGCAUAGAACACGCCGAGAGUGUAAGUGACAGUGGAUCUUUGAUGUCAAUGGUGAUGGUCAGUGGCCGUUAAAUCUCUCAAUCUGC
Messenger RNA from Vitrella brassicaformis, 3022 nucleotides. Lineage: Eukaryota; Vitrellaceae. The record is from the annotation of a GenBank genome assembly.